AUGUUGCAGCAGGGAGAGACCCCCUGUGGGAAGCAGAGGCAAGACGAGCAGAUUGAAUAUGCUUCAGCCGCGCCUACCCACGAUCACCUCCCCCAAGACGAGCAUAAACAGGACAAAGCCCUUGAACUCAUCGAGGAUAUGGGCCGCUCGACCAUACUGACAGCAGAGAGUAACUCCAGGGUUCUCCGGAAGAUCGACCUGAGGCUUCUGCCCCUUCUUUUGGGCAUCUACUUCUUGCAGCAACUUGACAAAUCCACCCUCUCGUACGCAUCGGUUUUCGGAUUGAUUGAAGACGCAGACCUCAAAGGUCAAGAAUACUCCUGGCUGGGAUCGGUCGUCUAUCUGGCACAGCUAGUCGCCCAACCCUUCCUGGCAUACAUCCUGGUGAAGGUACCGUUGGGGAAGUUCCUCGCAUGUACGACCUUUCUAUGGGGUAUAGCGUUAACAUGCAUGACACCUGCAAACACCUUUGGGGGAUUGCUGGCUUGUCGGCUCUUAUUGGGGCUCUUUGAAGCUGGAAUCCCCCCUGCUUUCAUUGCAAUCACGCAAAUGUGGUAUCGUCGUCUCGAGCAGCCUAUGAGACUUGGUUCGUGGUAUGCGAUGAAUGGCGUGGUAUAUAUGUUUGGAAGCUUGAUCACCUACGGUCUUGGUCAUAUUCAGUCUUCAGUUUUAAAGCCAUACCAGAUUAUCUUUCUGUUUUUCGGCCUUAUCACCAUCGUGUUCUCCUUCGUCGUGCUUGCAUAUAUGCCGGACUCGCCGGUAAAAUCUAAAUUUCUCGAGGAAGAAGAUAAACUUUUGGCAAUUGAGAGACUUCGAAUGAAUCAGCAAGGGAUUGAAACCCACGAGUGGAAAUGGGACCACGUCAAGGAGGCAUGCCUUGACAUUAAAUCCUUUUUCUGGUUUGCACUGAUGUUUUCCAUCUCUAUCCCGAGUGGCGGUAUAUCAACCUUUGGUCCGCUUAUCAUUCAAGCUUUUGGAUUUGAUCAGUUCAAGACUAUUCUCUUCAAUAUACCCUUUGGUGCUGUUCAACUUGUAGCAACCAUGGGAGGAGCAUGGCUGGCAACGUACCUUAAAAUGAAGGGACCAGUCAUAGCCCUGUUGUGUCUCCCUGCUAUUGCUGGUUGUGCAAUGUUGCUUGAGCUACCUCAUGAUGAUGCCCAUAAAGGACCUCUUCUUGCAGGAUACUAUAUAAUUUCGGUAUACCCAGCGAUUACACCUAUGAUUUACUCAUGGUCUGCAGGAAACACCGGAGGGGAGACGAAAAAAAAGGUCACCAACGGUAUACUACUCAUUGGACAAUGUGCUGGAAAUGUACUUGGCCCAAAUCUUUAUACAACCGAAGAAGCUCCCCUUUAUCGAAGAGGUCUUCUAUCAAAUCUUGCGAUGUUCUGUGUACUGGUUUUCCUCUCCCUAGUCAACAUGGCAUACCUGUUCUUCCUCAAUAAGAAGCAUGAGAAGAAGCGAGUGUCGAUGGGUAAAAGCGCGAAGAUUAUCGAUCACUCGAUGCAUGCUAUUGGCGCGUUCCAGACGGACAAGGAAGAAUCGUCGGCGCAAAAUGACUUGAAUGAUGAUAAUGCAUUCAAAGACCUGACUGAUUGGGUGAACGAGGACUUUGUAUAUGUCUACUAGAAGGAAUCUCUCCAAGGGGAGCCGCCUGUGGCCGGACGAAGAUGUGUUAU
Messenger RNA from Aspergillus steynii IBT 23096, 1679 nucleotides. RefSeq names its product putative MFS transporter. Bases 1 to 1629 code for a protein of 542 amino acids. Gene Ontology annotation, biological process: transmembrane transport. Gene Ontology annotation, molecular function: transmembrane transporter activity. NCBI's taxonomy places the organism in Eukaryota, Fungi, Ascomycota, Eurotiomycetes, Eurotiales, Aspergillaceae. The record is from RefSeq and is a predicted model, not a curated record. The transcript has 12 exons. Gene Ontology annotation, cellular component: membrane.